Striga hermonthica is the source of this 516-nucleotide messenger RNA. Lineage: Eukaryota; Viridiplantae; Streptophyta; Magnoliopsida; Lamiales; Orobanchaceae. The record is from the annotation of a GenBank genome assembly.
AUGAUUUACAACUUCAAAUAUUCGCCAUACUGUUCCUCAGCGGCCUCCGGGUCACUGCAAAAUAUAAAAUUUACAUUUAACAAGACGCACGACUCGCACCACAAGAAGUCGCUGAAGAAUGACAAGCCUUGCCGGCCGUACAUGUGUGGGACGAGCUCCCGCUACUCCAACUGCCUCGAUCAGUACCACAAGGCCUCUGCCAAGGUAUCAUCAGCCACGGAGCUGAUCUGCCCGCUCUGCCGUGGCCAGGUGAUGGGGUGGACGGUGGUGGAGCCCGCACGGGAGCACCUGAAUGCCAAGCGGCGGGGCUGCAUUCAGGACGCGAAGUCCCCGUCUCAGGAGCGGUGGUGGAGGCGGUUCGAGUGGGAGAGGGAGCGGGAGGAUGUGAUGAGCACCAUCUGUUCGUCCACCCUUGGGGCUGUUUUUUUCGGGGACUACGUGAUCGAGGGGGGAAAUGAUUGGAUGAGCAAGUUUUUGGGAAGGAUAGGGGUGCUGCAGGGAUUGACCGGAAUCUGA